Molecule: messenger RNA, 828 nt
Organism: Naumovozyma castellii
Lineage: Eukaryota; Fungi; Ascomycota; Saccharomycetes; Saccharomycetales; Saccharomycetaceae
Gene: LNP1
Product: Lnp1p
Exons: 1
Coding region: 1-828 (275 amino acids)
Source: RefSeq, a predicted model, not a curated record
AUGUUCAGUGCCAUUGGAAGAGCCAUUGGCUUUAAGGAUGCUUCUUCAAGCAAGAACCUUGUACAGAAAUAUACACAAGAUUUAUCAGAAAUUACGUCUCAAAUUCACGAAUUGGAAAGGACUUUACAAAGCAGACAACAGCUACUGAAUUCGUUCCAAUCGUAUUUGACUUACUACGGUAGUUCUAUAAUAGUAUGUCUUGUGGCAUAUUUUUAUUGGAGUCAGACUUUGAUGCAGGUGCGAUCGAUUACUUGGUUUAUUCUAAGCCUGGGAUUGCUCGUUGGCAUUAAAUUGAUGAGUUAUAAAGUGGACACAUGGUUGAGGGGGCGCCAACAGAGGAGAUUAAGCAAGUUACGUGCAGUUCAUCAACAGAAGUUGGAUAAAUUGAAACAAGAUACUAAUUUCCAUGAAACGAAUUCCAUCAUUCAAAGGUUUUCCUCUGGUGCAAAUCAAUCUGAAGACGCAAUGACUUUGAUGGAUGAAGAGUUGAAACUGAAAUAUGACGAAUUGAACAACUUGAAAAAUGAAUUACAUCAACUACAAUUGGAGAACGGUAAGGAUGCUCAGAAUGAGAAAUCUAAGAAGAAAAAUGAUAUCUGGUUUGAUAAAGUUAUUGGUGUACUUGCCGGCGGUAAUGACUUGAGUAAUAUUCCAAAACCUGUCAUAUGUUCCAAUUGUAAGAGACAUGCUGGAAGUUAUAGGUUAAUAAAUAAACCUCUACAGUAUGUGUGCCCUUUUUGUGGGGUCACUACAACAGAUAAAGCUGAAUCCCCUACAAUUGAACAUUCAUCGCAGGAGAGCACUAAAACUAAUGUUAAAGAAUUGUAA